AUGGGGAAAGGUAAAUUGAAAGCUGCCUUGAAGCAUCAAAAGGACCUCAAGGCUGCUUCGAGAGCGAAGACGACUAAGUCAAAGCAAAAGAUGGAAGUGAACGCUCCAAUGGAGGAAUCAGAGAGUGAAGAUGAAGGCGAUGAGCCCAUAGUUGACUCCCUCCCCAAUGAAGGCGCUCCUUUAUCUCAUAAAGAGAAGAGAAUGUUACGAAAAUUGUUGAAGAAGAAAGCUCAAGAAGCCGAGUUCAAGGGAGACCCUGAAGAAGACGAUGAAGAUAAUGAUGACGAUGAAGAUGAACAGGAGUUGGAUCUCGAGAAAUUGGCAGCCUCCGAGAGCGAAAGCGAGCUUGAUAGCAAAGAUGAUGACCACGACGACGAAGAUGAGCAAGAAGAAAAAGAUGAGUCGGAAGACCCUGAAGCUGAGGAGGAGGAUGUGCCAUUAUCAGACGUUGAACUCGAUUCAGACACCGACGUUGUUCCACACUCUAAACUUACAAUCAACAACAUAGCAGCAUUAAAAGAGUCUCUCGUCAGAAUUAGGUUGCCUUGGGAGAAGCACUCGUUCGUUGAGCACCAAUCUAUUAUGAGCGCUGAGAACACCGACGCGGGCAUCAAAGAUAUAUACGAUGACACCGAAAGAGAACUCGCAUUUUACAAACAGGGUUUGGAUGCCGUCAAGCAAGGCAGAGCUACUCUCCUAAAGUUGAAAGUUCCAUUCUCUCGUCCCCUCGACUACUUUGCUGAGAUGGUUAAGUCUGAUGAGCAUAUGGACAAGUUGAAGAAUAAAUUGUUAAAAGAAGCAGCUGACAAGAAGGCUUCUGAGGAGGCAAAGAAGCAAAGAAAGUUGAAAAAGUUCGGCAAGCAGGUGAUGCACGAGACAUUGCAACAAAGAGCCAAGCAGAAGAGAGAGACUUUGGAGAAGAUCAAGUCUUUGAAGAAGAAGAGAAGUGCAAAUGAAAUUGAGGAUGACAACGAAUUUCAGAUUGCCUUGGAAGAAGCUACCGCUGACGACAGACCGGCGAAGAGGAGCAAGCCCAAUGGAAAGCGCUUGGCCAAGGACGCCAAGUACGGCUUCGGAGGGAAAAAGAGAGGAUCGAGAAAGAAUGACGCUGAUUCUUCAGCAGACAUAUACAAUCUUGGAAAGAAAAGUAAAGGCAAGAGUUCAAGGCCUGGUAAAAGUAAGCGUCACAGACGCUAG
Candidozyma auris is the source of this 1197-nucleotide messenger RNA. RefSeq lists its product as uncharacterized. The record is from RefSeq and is a predicted model, not a curated record. The transcript has a single exon. Gene Ontology annotation, biological process: ribosomal large subunit biogenesis; rRNA processing. Gene Ontology annotation, cellular component: preribosome, large subunit precursor; nucleolus; nuclear periphery. The coding region runs from base 1 to 1197 and encodes 398 amino acids. NCBI's taxonomy places the organism in Eukaryota, Fungi, Ascomycota, Pichiomycetes, Serinales, Metschnikowiaceae.